AUGAUUUUUAAGGACAGUCGUGGUGUGCAAGAACAUCCUUCUAUCCCUUCAUCUUAUAAAGGAAGAGUUAAAAUUGAAGGAAGAGCUACCCUGGUUAUCAAGAACAUCAACCCUGGAGAUAAUACCAAAUUUAAAUGUGAAAUGUGGGGAUGGCAUGUUCGAAGUAUAGUGCAGCUUAUUGUGGCAGGUACGUAUUAGAGACAUAACCAUUAAUAAUCAAAUAUAAAUCAAAUUCAUUAAACUCAUGUCUCAUAUUUCUGAGAUCUGGAAAAAAGUAAACAAUAGCAUAUAAAUUUGCACAAACCUUCCUAUGCAGGACUGAAAGUGGCCAGCUAACCCGACUUUUUGGAACAAUAGUGCUACUUUUAUAUGGCAUGCGACGCUCAACAAAAGGAGAAAAUAAAUUCUACCGUUUACUUUGUUGUAAUUCUCGUGAGAAAGAAUUCAAAGAGUUAUUGCUUCAUUCUUCUGGCACCAACUACUGGGUUGCUCUGUUAUGCAUAGAUAACUAUUAUUAAUAUGAAUAAUAAGAUUUUCUCUUAGCAAAGCUCUCAAUUAAAAAUGGCCAGUCAACAUUAGAAACAAUCCAACUAGUUCUAUGAUUUUGCUAAAUCAGUGAAGGAGAAUAUUGCAUGACCAAUCACAGGCAGCAUGUGAAAUUAAUUUGGUGUGGAAAAAAUGGCAUUGCUUUUCAAGGGACUUGCCAAAGGGACUUGCCAAAGGGAAUGAAAGUCGACAUUAAGCCUUUCGCUGCUUUCUGAGUAUUAUGAUCUUCAAGGUUUACAGAUAUAAAUUUAGUCAACAGAACGGUGACUUCCUCAAGUAAGUUCUGAGACUAAGGAGCAAUCCGAGACUUAGAUUUGAUUUAUGCGCUGGAGCAAAAUUCUCCUAAAAGUUAUGGAAGCAGCAAAUCAGCAAAGUCUAUAAUCCAAGCUCUUUAUGCUAUUUGAAAUACUUUGAGCAUGCAAACAGAAAAUGAUGCAAUGAUGAUCAACUUGGCAAGGUAGGGAUGCUGUUCCUAGAAGAUGCUGUUACUCAUGGAGAUCAGUUCAACAGCUCUAAUUUUAUUUGCUAAUUUUGGUUUCUCCACCGAGAAACUGGCUGAGUUUCGCAAAGAGCUCCAAUGGACUAAAAGUAUUCCAUUUCAAUUUAGAGUAUGAAUCAUUUUUUUUGAGCUUAUGCAACCUAAACUUUUCAAGAAAUUUUCGUGUAUGAAACAGAAGCGUAGUGUUCUUUGAACAGACUCUUUAAUUUUCUCUCUGAGUGUUUCAACUUACAUUUUCGAACACAGUAUCUUGGAUGUCCUAACAAUGUUAAGUACAUGGAAACAAGUGUGAUAUUAAGUAUGUAACUUCUUGGUCAUUUAACUGUGAUUCAAAGUUGAAAACAUUUGUGAUAUCUCAAUCAUGAUACUAAAAAAAAGCCUAUUUAAAAACCUUUGCACGAAUUCAGUCCGACUGCACAUUGAGAGCAGGUCUCAGUUCUUGAAUAAAAAAACAUUUCAUAAGGUAGGCAGUCCAAUUUGUUCGUACUCAUCUUUAAAACACUAAAAUUCUUUUUAAGAUCCCUCAAGGCCAAAGAGUGCUUGUUGCGAAAAUGCCUGCCAAUCGAUGGAGUCGAUUUUCCGUGUUCUUGAACAUGUUGAUGUAGAUGCAUGGCGGCGUGUAAAACCAACAUAACCUGCAUCGUACAGGUCACAUUUAAUGUUGUAAACAACGGUCGUGUGGCAAAAGACGAAUUUGCUUUGGGCUCCCCCUUGAUCCUCCAUUGGCCUUUUUUUUUUAUAUCAGCAUUGAGGAUACUCAUAGCAACGAUAAAUUAAGUGAAUUUCAUGUCUUUAUAACGCGCGGUGUUUAGGAAUCAUUAAUUAAUCCCGUUUGUAUUUGAGGUGGUGUGACCUGUAACUUGAGCAAAAUUUUGAUUCCGUCGAUACCUGUCCUAUAGAAACGGAACACAUCGCUGUCUUCAUCUCGAAAUUUGAACAUCGUCUAUCGGUCGUGAGAACGGUUUUAACGGUCAGCGAUUCGAAGCUUUUGAUGUAUAAGGUUGAAACUGAAUACAAAUGUUACGCGCGACAUUUCAGGAAAUGCUGCUUUCAUAAGAGCAGUUUUGCUUCGUUCGUACUUUUUAUUCACGCAUAGCGUUAUGUGAUAAUGAUUCGCCCCAGGUAUUGUAAUCCGUGUUCCGGAAUCCAGGAAAUUUUUGCUCGUGGAAUCCGGAACCCUGGGCAUUGGAAUCCAGAAUCCCGCUGAAAUUCAUUUGCUGAAAAUCCAUAUCAUCUGUAUCAACGGUUUUCAUGCGCAUCCAUGCAACCACGGUCAUGCUGCAGACCGUGCAGACCAUAUAGAACGCACUUUGUACGCUGGAGAAUUUUGACUAUUACAGCUCCCGAGACACUGACAAAAUCAUCAUGACCUAUCCCCCAAUCGACUUCGAUACUGACAUAGCUAAAGUUCCUUACUAGCUAUUAAUGAGUCUUCUGCUCCGAUUCAAAGACCUUAUUUCCCAAUAAAGUUCGGGCUAAUCCCCAUGAGCUCCAGAAACUUGAGCCUGCGAUUUUGUUUUUUUAGGUAACGAGAGCUCGAAAUAACCUCGUAAAAUUUCGUCGUUUGGAGUCCAAAAGAGUGCAGUCCACUCACGUGGUCAAUAGGUAUGCAAAUUUGGAGUGACAAAAGUAAUUAUUUACAUAACAAAAGCGUUAAAAUCCCACAGUAUUUGCUUGGAACACCAACAUGGCGACGGACCACACGUUUCCAAUUACGACAAACUUUGAACAAAGUUAUAUAUGGAUACCUAAGGGAGCCGGGAGAGGUCUAUUUCUAAGUCGAAUUUUCGCCAUUUAAACGUAAACCGCUUUCUUUGAUAUUUGGCAUUCGGAAUAACAAAUUUGAAGAUUUCAUAAAGCAUCCUAUCUCAGAGCGAAUGAAAUAAGAUAUUACCAGAUUUUAGGGUCGCACAACAUUUCCUAGAAAAGAAAGUAGCGGCGGGCCACGUAAUGUGACUUGACUUGGUUAACCUUUUUAAAGAAAAAAGGAAAUAUAGAAAAGAGAAUCUGUUAUUCUUGGAAAAUUACCGUGUAAAUGCAGAUCUUUCGCGAUUUUGCAAAGGUUAAAGUACAGUUGAGUUGGUUGAACACCGUUUUAUGCGCUAUCUCAUAAUGUCGAAUAUCAUCGCCAGUUACAUAGAGGAAAACAAGCUUUUCUCAGUCAUAGUCUGCAAUUAUUUGUGACAUACACGAGGUGUUAUAAAAUUGUAUUUCAGUUUAAAUUUUCCUUAAUUUGGUCUUUGUUUAAAAGGAAAGUUAAAAAGGUAAUUUGAGAUGGAAUCCGGAAUCUGCAGGGGUAGAAUCUAGAAUCCAGCACCUUGCAUGUAGAUAUGGAGUUUCUCUUCUCGUUUUCAACUCGACAUCUCAUUCGUUCGCUGCGCUCACUCGUGUGCGAUCGAGUUAAACACUCGAAGAGAAAUUCCAUAUCUAUGCGAGCCCAUGUAUUAUUCUCUAUUUAUUUUAUUGUAAUUGGGUAAAUUUUAAAACUCAGUCCAAGUAAAAUUUGCUAAGCCAUAUGAGCAAUGAUAUAAUCACUUUUACCUUUCAGAGGCACCACUUAUAAACAUCUCUUUGGGAGGAAAAUAUUACAUUGAAGGAUCCCCUGUCACCAUAAGCCUGUGA
Molecule: messenger RNA, 3667 nt
Organism: Pocillopora meandrina
Lineage: Eukaryota; Metazoa; Cnidaria; Anthozoa; Scleractinia; Pocilloporidae
Source: the annotation of a GenBank genome assembly